AUUUUUUGCCGCGUAGGUUUUACCACUUCUCCUUCCCCAAUUAAGUUUUGGGACUAUACAUCCACUCAUAUCCCAUUAACCAAACAAGCAAAAACCCCAAUCCCCAAUCAAGAAAAUAUAUUCAAGUCUCUCUCGAUCUCGAAAGCCUCUUUUAGUUUCUACACAGUCGCACUUUUUUCAGAUUCGAUUUUUUGUGAAGUUGCUUCAGAAGACCAUAAAUAAUCCCACAAGCAUGGUGGCAGAAGCUGAGAUUGUUUGUCGACCGGCCGUGGCUGUUCCGUACCUCUGCGUUCCGUCUCCGCCGUCGCCGAAGACGGACGCGAAAUUCUUCGACAUCUCACCGGCGGCGGCUUCUGCUGCACCGAUCGAGAUCGACCUCUGUCGCAUUGAUUCGUCUCUGAGCUGCUCGACCAGCACACAGACCCCAACCCAAAAAGUUGCCCAAAAAAUCUUCUCAGGCAGCCACACGGACAUCGGGCCCCGCAGCUCAAACGAGGAUCAGCACAUCCGCAUUGAUGACCUGGCAGCCCAAUUGGGCCCUUCCCUCCUCAGCUGGCCAAAGCCCACUUCCUUCUACGCAGUGUUCGACGGUCACGGCGGGCCCGAUGCUGCCCUCUACAUGAAGAACAACGCACUCAGAUUCUUCUUCGCGGAGGCCCAAUUACCCCAACCCCCAUCCACAGACGAUAUUGACGAAAAAAAGCACUUCUUGAAAAAUCUCGAGAAAUCCCAUCGUGAGUCGUUCAAAUCUGCUGACCUGGCUCUGGCAAACGAAACGGGCCCAGUCGACCCGUAUUGCGGGACCACAGCUCUGACGGCUCUUGUUUUCGGACGAGACCUUCUCAUAGCCAAUGUGGGAGAUUGUCGAGCUGUUCUGUGCAGGAAUGGAAAUGCUGUCCAGCUGUCACGUGACCACAGGCCUUCUUGCCGGGUCGAAAGGAAGCGUGUUGAGGAUUUGGGCGGGAAAAUCGAGUAUGGGUACCUGAAUGGUGACCUGGCGGUGACUCGGGCGCUCGGGGACUGGUAUUUGAAGGUUCCGUUUGGGUCGGGCUCGCCUUUGACGGGUGAGCCCGAGUUUGGGUUGACUUUGUUGACCGAGGAUGACGAGUUUUUGAUUAUCGGGUGUGAUGGGAUUUGGGACGUGAUGUCGAACGAGGAGGCUGUUUGUGUGGUGAGGGAGGAGCUUGCGAGGUGUCGGGACCCGAUCGUGUGUGCGCGGGAGCUCGUGAACCGGGCGCUGAUGAGGGACUCGUGUGAUAACGUGACAGCUGUCGUCGUUUGUUUUUCGUCUCGGGAUUUGAAUACUUGUUCGCGAAGAUCGAGGUUUAGGUUCUGUAUGUCGGAGGAGGCAAGGAGCAAGCUGAGGAGUUUAUUGGAUUGCGAUGAUAAUUAAUGAAGGUUCAAUCAGCAAAACUGCUUGAAGAAACUCUAGUCAUUUACUUUAGUGUGGUGGUGUUGAUUUGUACAGAUUUAUUCUUGUCAGUGGUUUGAUUUUUUUAGCCAUCUGAUUUGAGGUUGCUUCAGAUUUGUAACUGAUGAGAAACAGCAGCCAUCAUCAAUUUUGCUGAUUGGAAAUUAAAUUAUGGCUGUGUAGGUUAUUUUGUUUAUAUGAUAUGUUGUGAUGCCAAACAUAAUUGAUUAAGUUAGAUUAGUUUUCCUGAGUUUGUUUUGUUUGUGUUGUUUCUUGUGUGUUUCAGGCCAACAGAUUUUAUUUAUUUUUAUUUGACUGCAAAAAAAAAAGAAAAG
Messenger RNA from Striga asiatica, 1746 nucleotides. The record is from the annotation of a GenBank genome assembly. NCBI's taxonomy places the organism in Eukaryota, Viridiplantae, Streptophyta, Magnoliopsida, Lamiales, Orobanchaceae.